AUUGGUUUACAGUGGUUUUGUGCCCAUUGUUACAGGGGUAUUCCCCUUUAAAUGUGGCAUGACAACAAAGCAACUGACAACUACAGUAACUAACUGGAGUAGCUAAGGGCCUUCCCGCCCCAGGCAGGGCUUCCCUUUGAUUGGCGGCAUGGGACAUCAAUCUUCUGCGAUGGGGAAGGCCCCUCUCCCCCGGAAUGCCACAGUCCAUGAGAUGUGUACACACACUGACACUAGGGCAUUGGCUGCAGGGAGCCAGGCUGAAAGGAGCAAGGAGCAGGCAAGGCACUAGGAAAAACUUAACACGAUGCAAACUCCUGGGUUUGCACUUUCCCUUUCCUGGUUGUGACUCUGUGACUGCUGCUUCCUGACCCUCCUAGUGCUAAAGAGAGAAACAGCUGGGGGAAGGGGCAGGGGAAAGAACAGACCUGGGGGCAAGUGGCUGUGGGGUUGCUGAACCUCCGCUUGGUGUUUCCUACCCAACGGAGGUGCCAGGGCAGGUUUAUCUUUUCCUCUGGAGACUGCAGUGAGCUGGAGCGAGAUCUGGAAGAAAGGAGUUGGGAGUGACCGCUCUCUUGGCCAUGUUUGCUCCCAUGUCUUUUCCAAGGAGGCAGAUCACUGGAGCUCCUGGUAGCCGUUCUGUCCUUUCAGCCACCUGUCUGGAUGAAUCUUUGCAGCUGCCUGACUAGACAUCUCUGGUGGCUCCUGUAGAUACUGGCAGGCGGAAGGGAGGAGGCUUCUUGGGAAGUUUGCUCCUGGUCUGCCCUACUGAGGACGCUGCUGAGAUGUGCAGCCCCUUCCCCCUGCUGCUUUCCCCAGACCCCCAGCAGGUGUUGCAGGCUGUCCAAGGCCUUGUGGCUGAUCUUCACAAGGACAAAGAAGGCAUGCUGGAGGUUUUCUUGGGAGAUGCUGAGUGCGAAGAGUAUCUGGGGGCUCUUUGUAGACUCCUGGCUUCUCCCGAAGUGAGGCUGUGCAGCAACGUCGCCUACAUCCUGGGCACCAUCGCCGAGAAUGAGAGCGGGGCGGCACGCCUGGUGGCACUGGCAGGAGGUGGCUCGGGCUCCGAGGGUCUCCUGGAUAGCUUGAGCGCCAUGCUGACCUGGGACGACCCAGAGGCUGUGAUGAAUGCGGCAGGCACCCUGGGCUCCCUGGCGGAAACAGGUCCCAGCCGGCAAUGGCUGCUCCAAGCCCAGAAAGCUGACGAGAUUGUUGAGAAGCUCAGAGGGCUGCUGGGCUCAGCUGACGAAGGCACGGCAAGCAACGCUGCCCUGGGGCUGGCCCGAAUCGCUGGCUCCCAGGAGGGCCGCGUGAAACUGCUGGGCCACCCUCGCUCCCAGCACCUCCUGAGACAGCUGAUCGCCUCCCUGAGAGCAGAGGAAGCAGGCUGCAGCAUGAACGCUGCCUUCGCGCUGGGGCGCCUGUGUGACACGGACCUCGGCCUGCGGCAGCUCUUUGCCCUCCCUGAAGUCCCCAGCAUGAUCCAUGCCCUGGUGUCCAUGAUGGCCAGCGCGGAGGCAGGAGGGAGCCGGAACGCCUGCUUUGCUCUCAGCUGCCUGGCUGCCAACAAGGAGGGGCAUGACCACGUGCUGCAGAGCCCUGCCUUCCCCCGGGCUCUGGAUACGCUGGGCCACCUGCUUUGUGCCGAGGAGCAGGAGUCCUCCUGGUUUGCUGCCAUGACCAUGCAUGUGCUCGCCAGCCAGCCCAAGGGAGUGAUGAAACUAAGAGAGCACCCAGAGCUGGAACACCUCCUGCAGGAAGUGGCUGCCUCAGAGACAGCAGGACAAGAGCUGCUAGAGGAAGUGACUGGCACCCUGGCCAAGCUCCGGCGCCUCCCGAAACCCCCACCCCCGGAAGCCAAAGUUCUGGAUUCUGGUUCCAUCCAGGUGGCCUGGGAAAGUUUCAGGCCUCAGAGCAGCCUUGAGGUCAAUUACAGGCUCUAUGAUGGGGAUGCCCUGCUGUACUGGGGGCCAGCGCUCAGCUAUGCCUUCGCAGGCAGCGUGCCACGCCAGGAAUACCACUUUCAGCUCUGCCUUGAGGCGAGGGGCGACCGGGGGCCGUACAGCGAUGCUACGGUGCUGCCCAGAGAAGAGCCAGUGCCCAGUUGCCCCUUGGACUUCCACGUGACAGGUCGUACGGCCACCCAGUUAAAAUUGAGCUGGGCCCCUCCGGCCGAGCCCAACGGCCCCAUCAAACACUACACAGUGUACAGGGGGGAGGCCCUGGUGGGCUCCACCCCAGAACUCAGCUGUGUUGUGGGAGGCUUGGCCCCUUCCACGAGCUACCGGCUCAGUGUCUGCGCAUGCACCAGCAAAGUCCAGGGAGGGAAGGCCACCCUGCUCACCAAGACCAUGUCCCUGAGGGGCCAUGCCCCGGAGGGGUUAACCCUUCUAGUGCUGGGGCGCAGUGAGAUCUUUGUGACGUGGGACGUGCCCAAAGCGCCCCUGGGACGCUUCUUUAACUAUGAGCUGUGCCUGAAUGGGGAAGUGGUGUACCUGGGCACGGCGCGCUCCUACACGGCCCGCAGGCUCAGGGCCAACACGGCCUACACCUGCACCGUCAGCGCCCUCACCAGUGCGGGGCGCUGUGUCAGCCGGCCAGUCACCAAACGCACGCCCAGGGACGAGUACAGCGAUGUCAGCAGGUGCCAUCAUCCCUCCCCAGGGCGUGGGCAGCCUGCCACAGCCUCCGCUCCCAGCGAGACUCCGGAAUUCCCUCAGGAGCCAGGAAGGGGCAGAGGCAACGCAGGGGAGUCUUUCAAACCUUCCCCUGCCAGGCCCCCGAGAGCCCCUCUCCCGCUGAGCAGAAGGGCCAGUAAACCCUGGGAGAUUAAGAGCAGCGCAAAACCCGCUGCCACGCCCAGGAGAGACCCUUCCCUGUCCUGCUCCAGACAGCCAAGCCAGGAGACUCAAGCUGCCGGCCCCUCCAAGGCUGCCCCAUUUCCCAGGGACCCUGGGCACCCAAAGCAGCGGGCGCUGGAUGCAAAGAGCCUCCCCAGGCAAACUGCACUUUAGCCCAGCGGGGAGAAGAGCUCAGCCAAACCUGGGGCGCCGAGCAGACCGCUCUUCCCGGAGCUGGCAACAGUCCUCCCUCUCGGGCACCCGGCUUGGCAGGGCUCACCCGGUCUGCGUGCUGUGCCCAUGUCCCUUCAGCUCAGCCGCUCCCUAGAGUGGAGGAAACCCAGGCCGGCAGCCUCAGGCCAGCAGAGGCCGAGCUACGGGCACCCCCCUGUCCUGGAGAGCUUAGGGCAUCCGCAGCUCAGGGCUCCAUUGGGGAGCCAACAGCUCCGAGGGCUGCAGAGGCCAAAGCCACAAACAAGGACUGGCCAGGGCUGUAGCCGGCUCCUGGCCGCCGAGGAGCAGCGCCGGAGUCCUCGGAAGACAGCUGUGCCCCUGGGCGUGUCUCACAAGGGAAACGUCAGCCUCCACCCUGCAAUGAGCUCCUGGAGGUCUCAGCUGAGCUCAGGGAGCUGCACUGACACAGUCCCUGCCCCAAAAGCUUACAGCCUCAAGAGACAAAGGGUGGCAAGAAGAACUAAUGCACAGAAAGGGGAAGCGACUUGCCCAAGGUCACCCAGAAGGUCAGUGGCAGAGCUGGCAAUAGACCCUGGGUCCCCUGAGCCCCUGUCCAGCCUGCUAACCGCUAGGCUGCACUGCCUUCCCUUUUCUGCUCCUUUGACGCCCCCAUCCUCCCUCACUGCAGACCCUCCAGAGCUCCAGUUCUCAGGGCUAUGGCCCAGCGUGGAGGGAGGCUCUGUUCUGAAGGAAAUGGUCAGGGCCUCCCAGUAGCCACCUGCAGUCACAGGGCAGAGGCCCUGAGCAUCAGAGCUCGGCCCUGCCUCAAGCUGGGCACUGCCCAUGGCUGCCAGGGUCUCUGCACUCCGUGAGCAGGCUGGCUUGGCCGAGGGUGAGUUCCAGAUCUCAGGGCGAAUCCCUGUGGCUGUAAAAGCAUUGAGCAUCUGUGUCUCUCCAGCAGCCCCAGAAGGAGGAUGCGGGCAGGGCCUGCUGCACCCCCUGGCACCACGGCCUCAGCGGGGAGACAAGAGUUUGCAAUGGAAAGCAGCCAUGAAAAGCAGAAACCGUGGCCCUUUGGAUGGGAAACUGAGGCGGAGCUGCUUGUACUGGUGGGUGCUGACAGGGCCACGCCCUGACAAGCUGUGGUCCUGGGUAAUGCCCUGUGCCAUCUCCAUGGCCUGACUCAGCACUGACGGAGGCCUGGGGAGCAGGAAAUCAUCACUCGAGUCUGGAUUUCUCAUACAGAACUGACCUGACCUCAUGGCUCUGCCUACCCGAGGGGUCCCCAGGGGCUUUACACACCCUGGCCUUUGAUGCCCGCCGUGACAGUGUCUGGGAUCUCGACUGUCUCCCCAGACACCCACUGGCAGAGCGGAGCAACAUCUCAUCUAAAGGCUGGCACCUGCGCCAGCUGCCUGCCCUGGUGCUGCUCUGCAGGGAACCCAAGCCCUGGUGCAGGAGUGGAACCCACAACCUUUAGAUUGGAGGGAAAGUGGAGACAGUGAAUGUUUGGCACACCCCUGGGCAGGGAGGAGCUCUGGGUACAGCCAGGGAGGGUGGCUUGCUGGAGAUUAACACACACACACUCGGUGUGUUACUCUCUGACCCCCGUUGGCCAAUGACAGGAGGGCCGGGAGACUACAGACAGGGCCUGGAGGUGGGGGCGGAAAGGGAUGAGAAAUGGGGGGCCCUAGAGGCCCCCUCGUCUCUGCUGUCCAGCCUGCGGCGCACAGGGAGGCGCUGACACAGGGCCACCAGCCACAGCUCUCAUCUUGCCAAACACCCGAGGUUUGCCAGGCUCAGAACUCGCAUCCAGACCCUGGAAACAAUUCGCUGGGGAUUGUCCCUAGAGCUAAAUAGCUUUGGAAUAAACCGUCUCUGCUGCCGUCGAGACUGGGAUGUUCCCUGGGCACAAACAACCCGAGAGAGGGUGCCCUGCAAACUCAUUCCCCAACAGAGGGCACAGCACCUUCCCCAGCACACACGUGCACACGCACGAGAGGGCGUCACGCAAAGAUUUACCAAACAUGCCGCUCACCAAUCGAGGGUCCCCCUCCACAUCAUCCACCACAGGCACCCCCGUCACAGAAUCAGAGGCCCUGACCAUGCCCUCCCACACCUGACAAAGCCCCCAGGCGGGACCCCAGGUGAGGGACACAAAAGAUACCUUUUAUGCAGGAGACGGAAAACGCUGUGGGAGUUGCGCCCUGGCAUAUGCCUGGCUCUUCCCGUUCUAGCUGCAGUAAAUCAUUUUCAGCAAUAAAAGGGAAACCAGGGAGGCGCCAGGUGUGUGUGUGGAAGGCGGGUAACAGGACUAAAACCAGCAGCACCCCGGGGAACCAGGCGCACUGCAAGAUGCCACCUAUGGAGCAGCCCAGGAGGCCAGAGACAGAUUAGGCCGCGGAGAGCACCACAAACAACACUCGGCGCAGCAGGGGGCGCCCCCACCCAUUCACCGGCAGAGCGUGCCUGGCGCGUUCACACCCAUUCUGGACUGCGGGGUCCACAUGCAUAAUCCUCCCGUGACCACAGCCCGAAGUUACUGGUGGGCUUCGCCUCCCCCACACAUGCACUCGCUCACCGGCAGCAGACACCCGACACAUUCACAGGAGAGGGGGCCAGAGGGCAUCACACGCAAAAACACGCUUACACAAAAACACACCCCCACACCUCACACCUCCACAUUCACCCAGGGAGCGUGCCUAACGUACCCUGCCAACAGAGGGUCACCCCCGCACACCAGUGGAGGGCGAUGUCUCCCGCAAAGGCCGAGUCUAACAUAGGUCGUUGCAAGGCCUUAUGGAGACGCUUAACAAUGAGCAGCCCGCUAGCCCCAUGGACUCCAAUGGGACCCCUCCCCUAUGCACAGUUAUGUGUGUCCCGGUUUGUAGUAUCAGGGAUCUCAGGAGCACGUGCACACCCACCCACCCAUGCACAGCGGCAUGCAUACACCCCCCACACAGGCAGACACACGAGCAUGCACAGACACCGUAUGCACACGCAUGCACACACACGUGCAGACAUACGCA
Chelonia mydas (Green sea turtle) is the source of this 6037-nucleotide messenger RNA. RefSeq lists its product as uncharacterized. Bases 783 to 3008 code for a protein of 741 amino acids. Gene Ontology annotation, molecular function: protein binding. The record is from RefSeq and is a predicted model, not a curated record. The transcript is spliced from 15 exons. NCBI's taxonomy places the organism in Eukaryota, Metazoa, Chordata, Testudines, Cheloniidae.